AUGGCCGCCGAGUCACAGCGAGAAGCCCCUCCGCCGCCGGCGUCGACCCACAGGCUUCCCGACUUCAAGCAAUCCGUUAAACUCAAGUACGCCAAACUCGGGUACCAUUACCUCAUCACCCAGGGGAUGUUCCUGUUCCUCGCGCCCGUCGGUGGCGCCAUUGCUGCCCAGCUCUCCACCCUCUCCCCCGAGGACGUCCGCGAGCUCUGGGACCACCUCCGCUACAACCUCAUCUCUGUCAUCCUCUGCUUCACCCUCCUCGUCUUCCUCUCCACUCUGUACUUCCUCACCCGGCCGCGCCCCGUCUACCUGGUCGACUUCUCCUGCUACAAGCCCGAGGACGCGCGCAAGUGCACCCACAAGUUCUUCAUGGAGCGGUGUAAGCAGACAGGCUCCUUCACGGAGGAGAACCUGGAGUUCCAGCGGAAAAUCCUGGAGAGAUCGGGCCUCGGGGAGUCCACCUACCUCCCGGAGGCGGUGCUCAACAUCCCUCCGAAUCCAUGCAUGGCGGAGGCUAGGAAGGAGGCAGAGAUGGUGAUGUUCGGCGCUCUCGACGAGCUCUUCGAGAAGACCCGUGUGAAGCCCAAGGACGUCGGCAUCCUGAUCGUGAACUGCAGCCUGUUCAAUCCGACCCCGUCGCUCUCCGCCAUGAUCGUCAACCACUACAAGCUCAGGGGGAACGUCAUGAGCUACAACCUCGGCGGGAUGGGCUGCAGCGCGGGGCUUAUCUCCGUCGACCUCGCCAAGCAUCUUCUCCAGGCGCGUCCCAACUCCUACGCCCUGGUCGUCAGCAUGGAGAACAUCACCCUGAACGGGUACUUCGGCAACAGCCGCUCGAUGCUCGUCUCCAACUGCCUCUUCCGCAUGGGAGGGGCGGCGAUCCUGCUGUCCAACCGGUGGUCGGACCGGCGGCGCUCCAAGUACCAGCUGGUCCACACCGUGCGGACCCACAAGGGCGCCGACAACAAGUGCUUCGGCUGCCUCGCCCAGGAGGAGGACGCAGAGGGGAAGAUCGGGGUCGUCCUCUCCAAGGACCUGAUAAGCGUCGCCGGAGACGCCUUGAAGACCAAUAUCACCACCUUGGGCCCCCUCGUCCUGUCGGCGUCGGAGCGGGUCAUCUUCUUCGCCACUCUCGUGGGGAAGAGGCUCCUGAGGAUGAAGAUCAAACCCUACAUCCCCGACAUCAAGCUGACCUUCGAGCACUUCUGCAUCCACGCUGGUGGCAGGGCGCUGCUGGACGAGAUAGAGAAGAACCUGCAACUAUCGGACUGGCAUCUGGAGCCGUCGCGGAUGACGCUCUACAGGUUCGGGAACACAUCCAGCAGCUCGCUCUGGUACGAGAUGGCCUACGCCGAGGCGAAGGGAAGGAUCCGCAAGGGGGACCGCACAUGGCAGAUCGCCUUCGGCUCCGGCUUCAAGUGCAACAGCGCCGUCUGGAGAGCGCUGAAGACGGUCAACCCAGCCGAGGAGAGGAACCCCUGGAUGGAUGAAAUCGACGGCUUCCCCGUGGAGGUUCCCAAGUUCUUGGUCCAAGAAGAUGCGGUUUUUGAUGCACAGGGCUUCUAA
Molecule: messenger RNA, 1566 nt
Organism: Spirodela intermedia
Lineage: Eukaryota; Viridiplantae; Streptophyta; Magnoliopsida; Alismatales; Araceae
Source: the annotation of a GenBank genome assembly